AUGAAUGAACAACUUGCAAGAAAAUCAGUUUCCAAAGCCCAGAUUCCAAAAACUAGAAGCCUUACAAGGUCUCAGAAUAGCCAAGAAGAAAACAAGGCAGCACUAAAGAACGAAGUCAUGUUUACAGGUUCUCGUGAAUCCUUGGCAUCAACACACAGAAAGGAGUCAAAAACAAAAGCAAAAGGCACUCGUUUAGAGAAAGACAAGAUAGGAAUGGAGGUCAAGGUAGGCAGCAGCACAAGAAUGGGAAAAACACAGGAAGCCCAAGUAAAAAAGAGUGAGUCUGGAAUACUAAAAAGACAAGAAACCCGAGAAAGGAAGAGUGAGAUGGAUAAAAGACGAGCAUCUCAAGUAAAGAUUGAGGUAAGGACACCAAAAAGACAGGAAUCCCAAACAAAGAGGAGUGAAUCAGUUGUACCAAAAAGACAAAAAUCCCUAAAAAGAAAGAGUACCAAAAGUGUACCAAAAGGGCAGGAAUCCCAAGAAAGGGUGAUUAAGGUGAGUAUGCCAAAAGAUCAAGAAGUCCAAGAAAAGGAGAGGAAGAAAAGUAUACAACAAGGACAGGAAGGUCAAGAAAAGAAGAAUGAGGUGGGUGCACCAGAAGGACAAGAUCAAGAAAAGAAGAGUGAGGUGGAUGUACUAAUACAGGAAGUUCAAGAAAAGAAGAGUGAGGUGGAUGUACAAAUACAGAAAGUUCAAGAAAAGAGUGAGGUGGAUGUACUAAUACAGGAAGUUCAAGAAAAGAAGAGUGAGAUGGAUGUACUAAUACAGGAAGUUCAAGAAAAGAAGAGUGAGGUGGAUAUACUAAUACAAGAAGUUCAAGAAAAGAAGAGUGAGAUGGAUGUACUAAUACAGGAAAUUCAAGAAGAGAAGAGUGGGGUGGGUAUACCAAGACAGGAAGGUCAAGAAAAGAAGAGUGAGGUGGAUGUACCAGGACAGAAAACUCAAGAAAGGAGUGAGGUGGGUGCACCUGGAGAACAGAAAGAUCAAGAAAAGAUUGAGGUGGGUGCACCUGAAGAACAGAAAGAUCAAGAAAAGAGUGAGGUGAGUGUACCUGAAGAACAGGAAGCUUAA
Otolemur garnettii (small-eared galago) is the source of this 1074-nucleotide messenger RNA. It is a transcript of the gene TSBP1, whose product is annotated as chromosome unknown C6orf10 homolog. The record is from RefSeq and is a predicted model, not a curated record. The transcript has a single exon. The coding region runs from base 1 to 1074 and encodes 357 amino acids. NCBI's taxonomy places the organism in Eukaryota, Metazoa, Chordata, Mammalia, Primates, Galagidae.